AUGUCAAAUCAUGAUAAAUCGAAGGCAGUAAUAAGUAAAGAAUUAGAGGUUGUUUUAAAAGCUGCCGUUGCGUCGUCCUAUACUCAAAGAGAUGUCGUGCCAAGCGAAAUCACGCAAAAUAUCUGCAGUGUCAUUGAAGCUAUUUUUAUUCAUGGAUUGAGGGAUCCAUUUUUUGUGAAGGGCUCCAGAUACGCCAAGUACCCAGAGCCGAACUUCUGGCCCUUCGUUUCCAAAUAUUCGCACAGAAGUAUUAUCACGGAGAUCAACUCGCUUAAUCAAAUACGAUCAGAAAUUGGACGUAGCCGAGCUUGGAUUCGGAUAGUUUUGAAUCAGAAUACAUUGGAGCAUUAUCUUCAUUUACUUCUUCGCGAAACAAAGGCUAUGAACCAAUUCUAUAGCGAAAUCUCUUUUCUACGUGACGCCGAACACAUGGACAAAGCGAUGGAUUUAUUAAAAGGCCUUGGAUCCCUACCGAUUAAUGCUGCUGUUAAUAGUUCGUUGUUGAACACAUGGACACCAUCACCGUUAAUUCUUGCUGGCUUAGUUCAUGGAAAACCGUUAAAAGUUGGUGCCCUGCAUCCAAGGCAACGCUCGUCUUCCUUACGCGACGCGUCGGAAGUUGGCUUGCCUGCACUUGACUUUCUGCAGGACGAACAAUCUCCUAUUAAACUGCCACCGAUUCGUUCCAAAGAUCGAAUUGAUCGAAGUAAAGCUGUUCUAAGUGAUGACGAUGGUUCUUCCGUGUAUUCACAUCCUUCGAUGCUUGACAGAUCAGAAAUCCCAGAGCGAAUUAUUUUGUCAUCAACACCGAUCGGUGGGAAUUAUGGCGAACUUCCACCUCAGAAUUUCGCUCCACUGAUUGUAUCACGUCGUACAAGACGCCCUCGCAAAUCUUCUAGAAGUAGUAGUGAAUCGAAUUCGAAGAAAAGUUCUCAUAGCGAAUCUGCAAGUACGCUGGCAGACGGAUUGGUAGAGUUAGGUACUUCUGCGGGCUCAUCGUCCCGUACGCGGUUUAAGCAGUCGGAAACGUUGGACAGUGGGAUUGAAUCCGAGCACAGAGAAAACAACCCUGAAAGCAUUAGCUCUGUCUCUGAUGGAAAAGAGAACGACCCAAAUUAUAUCGAUAAAAAGGAGAGUGAUGGCAAAAUGGAGUCCACAGAUGUCAAAGACACAAGGAACGUUUCUACCGAAGAACCCUUCGUUUCCAAUGCAGUGGUUGAUUUUCAAAGCAACAAUGAAGAAAAUGUGCGAACAACAGAGGCAGAAGCAGAGCUACCCGACGUAUUUGACCAUGAAACCGAUAAUGUAUUUGAUGAUGAUGAAAAACAGCCGGAGAACACUAUAGAUGUACUGGUUCGUGUGCCGGAACUUGAUUGUCGGGCAAGUUCUGGGAUUGAAACUUCUCUUCAUGAUGAAUUGUUUCUUGCGGAGGCUGCACCCAGUAGUAACAGUUUGCUGAAUAGAAGUUGGAAAAAACCAAAGACAAGUUUGCCUGAUCUGGAUGGUAGUCACACUCUUCUUUCGUCCUCAUCAUCCCCAGAUACGGCAGGUUGUAUCGUAAGCUUCGACCAGGCGUUAAGGACAGCAAUGGAGGCAAGUGGUUCAAGCGAAAAGGUUACGGAUGACUUAGACGGAUCACAAGAACUUCUUGCCAAUACAGAUAGCGAUGAUGCAGAUGAGGAAAACUCGUCCCGAAAACAGUCCGACGCUGUGUCGGAGCAGGUGACUGCACUGAUCACCACAAUUCCUCGUGAAAUUGGCCUUGAUUCUCAAGACUUCCGUUGUCCUAUGUGCAGAAAGUCCAUUGGAGCCGCUUUUUCAAAGUAUGGCGUAUGUGGCAUCGAUGGUUUGUAUUACUGCAACGACUGUAUGCGUGCUGGUGGAGAAAUGCCUAUCCCGUCACGUGUUCUGCGCAGUUGGGACUGGAAGCAACGUCCUGUGUCAGAUCGUGGACGUGCUUUCAUUGAAGCGAAUCAGGACACUCCAAUUAUACGCAUUGACCAGCACAAUCCUUCCCUCUACGAACAUGUUCCUGUCAUGAAAACAAUCAAGGUUCUGCGAGAACAACUUCAAAUAGCUUCAAUGUACCUAUUUAACUGUCGUGAGUCAAUAGCAGAAGACUUUAAAAGACGAGUGUGGCCACGCGAUCAUCUUUAUAACGAUAUCAAUGCUUAUUCGAUCAGCGACUUAAUUCUUCUCCACAAUGGUCAGCUGGAAAAACAAGUGCGCGGAUUUCUUAAACACGCUGUAGAUCACGUCAUGCACUGUUCGUUAUGUCGUCAAAAAGGUUUCAUUUGUGAGAUGUGUGAAGCUCCUGAGGUGAUCUAUCCUUUCGAGACGGAGACCACAUACAGGUGUCAGCGAUGCUUCUCGGUAUUCCAUUCCGAAUGUGCGACUAAAAUGGAGGACUGUCCGAAAUGUGUACGACGUGCGAAGUAUGAGAUUCGUCAAGAAGCAAGUGAUCUUCCUCUGGGAUGA
Necator americanus (New World hookworm) is the source of this 2478-nucleotide messenger RNA. RefSeq lists its product as uncharacterized. The transcript has 20 exons. Bases 1 to 2478 code for a protein of 825 amino acids. The record is from RefSeq and is a predicted model, not a curated record. Lineage: Eukaryota; Metazoa; Nematoda; Chromadorea; Rhabditida; Ancylostomatidae.